Messenger RNA from Pieris rapae (cabbage white), 1889 nucleotides. RefSeq names its product proton-coupled amino acid transporter-like protein pathetic. Bases 183 to 1571 code for a protein of 462 amino acids. Gene Ontology annotation, molecular function: amino acid transmembrane transporter activity. The record is from RefSeq and is a predicted model, not a curated record. The transcript has 9 exons. Gene Ontology annotation, cellular component: vacuolar membrane. Gene Ontology annotation, biological process: amino acid transmembrane transport. Lineage: Eukaryota; Metazoa; Arthropoda; Insecta; Lepidoptera; Pieridae.
UUGAAAUGCGAAUGCGGUGUCGCAUCUUUUAGCAUUUGUCAAAGAUUAUUCGGUCGCUAUUUUGUUUUAGCGACAUUGUCUCGAGAUAGGCAUGUCUUCUAUCUCUGCGGUUUGAAGGUUGUUCGACUCUGUGUUUUAUUGAAACGUAAAUCAACAUACAGAGAGUGCACUCGUGUUUGAAAAUGGAAUUGAGUACAAAAAAGACAGACAAACAGAGUCGACUAGAUAAUGUGACAAAACCACCUCCGCAGCCACCGCCAGAUGGCAGUAAAUACACUGUGCAAUCAGAGAAAGACCCGUAUGACUUCGUUGCAAAUCGAGUUCCACGGAAAAGAAAUAAUUUUCUAGAAUCAACUGGUCACCUGAUAAAGGGAUGUCUUGGAGGGGGUAUUCUUGGUAUCCACGAAGCCUUUAUGAAAUCUGGACUUUGGACCUCUCUAUUUGUAUCCGUCAUCUUUGGGAUAUAUAUCUCCUAUUGCUUACACAUGUUAGUCAGUGCAGCACAGAAGUUGUACAAAAUGUUACACGUCCCAGAGAUGUCUUAUCCAGACGUGGCAGAGGCUUCUUUACAAGUUUGUCCCUUCCCCUCAAUAAGAAAAUAUAGUAAAUGGUUCAGAUACGCUGUGGAUUUAACCAUUUGUAUAGAUCUGUUUGGGGCCUGCUGCGUCUACCAGAUCAUAAUAGCGAAGACUGUAAAAGAUAUUAUAGAAAAUACACAUGAUACCCAAGAGGUCGUUGACUUGAAUAGGUUAAGGCUCUAUAUUCUGGCCUUAUUGAUACCUAUAUUACUGCUUUGUAUGAUAAGAUCCUUAAAGUACUUGGCCCCGUUUACGCUGGUUGCUGAUGUGUUUAUUGUGGCAUGCGUAGUUGCAACAAUAGUAUAUGGAUUGCGAUCAGCGCCACCUAUCGCCACUGUACCAGGUUGGAAAGAUGCCUUAGGAUUUUUUGAAUUUUGCGGCAUCGUUGUGUUCAGUAUGGAAGGCAUUGGAGUUAUAUUGCCUAUAGAGAAUAAUAUGCAGAAUCCUAAGCAAUAUCUAAUGGUAAUAACUUGCGGUAUGACAAUAGUACUCUUGUUCCUCAUAACAGUUGGGUUUUUUGGAUAUUGGGGCUUUGGUGAAAAUUCUAUAUCGCCGGUCACUUUGAAUUUUCCCUCUGACUUAUUUCCAACAGUUCUCAAAGGUUUAAUGGGUAUCAUGAUCUUUGUAACUUUUGCCCUUAACUUCUGGGCGCCUUUCAACCUCGUCUGGCAUUAUGUAUCAAAGAAGCAUGACCCGAAGAAACACUGGAUUUGGGAGAGAGUAUACAGAGCAGGUUUUAUUGUUACUAUAACUGCGAUUGCUAUAGGAUUUCCCAAUAUUGGAAACCUUAUGGGAUUGCUUGGAGCGUUCGCUCUUUCAAACAUGGGCUUCAUAUUCCCAGCGAUAAUCGACUUGUUGGUGGUAUGGGAGAAGCCAGGUCUAGGGAAAUGGAAGUGGCGACUAUGGAAAAAUAUUUUUAUUAUAGUUGUUGGAAUACUUUUAUUCUUCGCUGGAACGUAUUCUAAUGUAAAAGGAUUGUUAUUACAUUUGUAGUAAAUAAAUAAAAGUUAUUUAUUACUGUUAUUUAUAGUGAAUAAAGGUUAUACUAUACUUGGAUAAGUUAGUUUAAGAGCCCACAACAUCGAACUUGGAUACAAAAGUCGUUAUCGGUAUCACUGUCGCUAUAACGCGAUAGAGUGGUCAGACGCUACUCUAAGAAUACGUUAUACCAAGUGUUUCUUAACGUUUUUUAUACAUUCGAAAGUUCUUAUGCCAAUACGUAAUAAGUAUAUUUUUAAUAUUAAACAAUCUAAUUGUUCACGUAAGAAACUUUUUUUUUUCAAGGUUUUAAGAAAGAAAUUUACUUCAGAA